Molecule: messenger RNA, 1231 nt
Organism: Lates calcarifer (barramundi perch)
Lineage: Eukaryota; Metazoa; Chordata; Actinopteri; Centropomidae
Product: macrophage mannose receptor 1-like
Exons: 5
Coding region: 54-974 (306 amino acids)
Source: RefSeq, a predicted model, not a curated record
UGUGUGCUGUCUCAUCACUCCCUGCUCAUCAGUACCAUUUGGUUUAUGAACAAAUGAACAUGACUGAAGCUCAGAGCUACUGCAGAGAAAAAUACACAGACCUGGCCACUAUAGACAACAUGGAGGACGUGAACCUCUUGACCUCCAUGGCAGAUUUAAGCAGAAUGGUCUACCCAACAUACAGCUAUCGAGCCUGGAUAGGUCUGUACGACGAUGUGAACAGCUGGAGGUGGUCGCUGUCAGACAGAAGUUUCUACACACAGGAGGAGGCUGAGUUCAGGAACUGGUACUCUGGAGAACCAGACAAUUACAAUAGUAGAGAACACUGUGCAUGGAUCACCAAUGAUGGACAGUGGAAUGAUGUUUUUUGUGAUGUUCUCCGUACAGCAGUCUGCAUGGAUGUCAGAGGGUCAAAUGUCACAUUUGUCUUCAUCAGCAAAACAAUGACAUGGACUGAAGCUCAGAGCUACUGCAGAGCAAACCACACAGACCUGGCCAGUGUGAGAAACAUGGAGGAAAACCAGAAGGUAACAGAGCUGCUACCUUCAGGACAAAGUGUCUGGAUCGGCCUUUUCAGAGACUCCUGGAAGUGGUCGGAUGGAAGUAACUCCUCAUUUAGGUACUGGAAUGAGGUUGAACCUAAUGGGAACACGGAGAACUGUGUGGCAGCAGACUUCAGUGGCUCUGGAAAAUGGGAGGACUGGACCUGUGGUCAGAGGAAAGCAUUUAUUUGCUACAUUGCAAAGAAAACAAAGAAAGUGGUGAGAGUGAGGCUCAUGAAGAAAAGCUCCUCUCUGGAUCUGAAUGACCCUCCUGUGAUGGAAGACAUCUUGAGGGAGCUCAAACAGAAGCUGAAGGACGAGGGAGUGGACGGAGACGUCAAACUGAGCUGGAGGAAGCAGUCGGAUGGAAAGGUCUUCCACAAGGAAAAGGAGACUGAGAAGAAAACCACUAAGAAAAGAGAUGAACUUUAAUGUUUGAAUUCUGUCAGUUUCCAUUUCCAUUCUCUUCAUCUGGUAAAAGAGUAAUGUUUUAUCAGAACAUAUUUAGCUGUUUUCUUUCGAGAAUUUGCAUGAUGAUCUUGAAUUAUACAGAUAAUUUUCAUAUGUCCUAUUUCUGACCUUACCUUAUUAGUAAUAUAUGUUGUAAAAGUCAUCGUGCGAUUGUGAUUGUGUAGGUGAGUAGUGCUUUGAGCUAAAUGGUAAUAUCAAUAUUUUAAUUAAUAGGUAAA